This is a messenger RNA of Nasonia vitripennis (jewel wasp), 966 nucleotides long. RefSeq lists its product as uncharacterized. The coding region runs from base 1 to 966 and encodes 321 amino acids. The transcript is spliced from 7 exons. Lineage: Eukaryota; Metazoa; Arthropoda; Insecta; Hymenoptera; Pteromalidae. The record is from RefSeq and is a predicted model, not a curated record. Gene Ontology annotation, molecular function: nucleic acid binding.
AUGACCAUCAAAUGCGACAACUGUGACGAAUUUGGACACUUGGGACGUGACUGGCCUAGACAGGAUUUUGAUGUUACGGCAAGAGAUAGAAAUAUAGUACAAAUUGAUGAAAAUUCGCUGGAAGAAAAUUUGAAUCAUAGUAUAGAACUCGAAAAAUUUACUUUUCUUGACAUCAAAAGUUUAAUAGAAUGUAAAUUCAACGAAAAUAUUGAGAACUGUAAAGUUUGUCUGAUAUUAAAGAUAAACAAAUUACCUUUUCAAACGGUUCGUGCCAGAGCACAAGCACCUUUGCAAAUAAUCCAUUCGGACGUCAUGGGAAAGAUAAGAUCAUCAACUUAUCCUAGAGGUUAUAAAUACAUAUCUUUAGUUAUUGAUGAUUAUUCGAGACUGGCCAUGGCUUAUGCCAUGAAAUUAAAAGACGAAACAGAAAAACUCAAUGAGAUUAAACAAAAGCUGAUAAAAGGAUUUGAAAUGACUGAUUUAGAAGAAACUCAAGUUGACUCUGAUGGACUGCACCCAAAAGGAACGCCAAUGAUUACUAACCAGACAGCAAAUCGCAAACAAAAGAAUAGGAAAGAAAAUGAAAAAGUAGAAGAAUUCAUUGUAAUAUUGGAAAUAUUUCAUAACGUAAAAGCUAUACGAACGUUACUGUACUUGGCAAACACCAGCCGACCCGACAUUUGCUGUACAAUAAACGUACUGAGUAAACAUCAAAACAAUCCAACAGAAAACGAAUGGAGGAUAAAACAAGUAUUUUUUUAUUGGAAAGGAACUCGAAUGCUAGGAUUGAAUUAUCUAGGAAAAUCGUACGAUUUACGAGCAUACUCUGAUGCAAGUUUUGCUGAUUGCAAGGAAUCUCGAACGACAAGUGGUUUUGUUAUCAAAUUGUUUGGUGACUCAAUCACAUGGCGAACAAAAAUUCGUUUAACAAAUUCUAUUAUGAAUGUCGAAAAAACUAAUGAAUAA